CCAAAAGGACUGCGUUUCAGUACAGAGAGCGACGAAAGGAGCCACUUAUCUGAUUUUGAUAUCGACUCUAAUCAAUAAUUUCGUCGAGAAGUAUUGUAACGGAAUAAAAUUGACCUGAGAACUGUGAUUUUUUGCUUUCUUGGUUAACAGAAUGGGGCGUUAAGAAAUGUAAAUGUUACAGCUAUCGUCGACGACGUUGAAUAUACAAUUUUGUUUGCCUAAUUCGUCGAAUAAGUUAAUCGGGGAGAGAAUGACCUACGACAAGAAACACAAGACCCUUUUGCAAGCGAUUAUACACAAUGGCGCUUUGCACGAAGAUCGGGGAAAAGAAUUGGUUAUUAGGUUAUUCGAUCACAAUGACACGGCGCGAGUAUUAAACGUAAUAAACGCGAAGUUACGACCGUUGUGCAUGACUAUAAAAUGCAUAAAUUGCGAAAUCACCGGAGAGCUAUAUUGGAUCUUCGCGAGCACGGUGCAAGAUAAGACUGCCAGCUUCAAUCCUGAAUUCUCGCAAGCCGAAUUGGCCCUCUUGCGCAGCGUGUAUUCUGAAAUUGUUACUUCGCACAAUGGUUACGUGUCGAGUACGUUUUGCCUCAAUUUAUGCUCGUCGUUAAAUGUAAGACUGACUAAGACUGAUGCCGAACAAUUUUUACAAGAGAUGGUCAACAGGAGAUGGUUAUGCAGCAAGGAAGGCAAAUAUUACAUGGGAGUAAGAAGCAUAGCGGAGUUAUUGCAAUAUUUCAAAGACACCUACGAGGAUAAUCUUCAAAUUUGCACUUUGUGCAAACAGGAACUUUUCUAUGGUGAGAAGUGUAACAGUUGUAAUGCCACAACUCACGUUUACUGCCUGGAGAAUUAUACAAGAAAUCACGGUGGUUCAGGAUGUCCUAAUUGUCAUCAUCCUAUAUCAAGACACGAUCAAUCUAGUAAUGACACCAAUGUCACGAAUGUUGAUGCAUCGCAAGUGAAAUUGGAAAUAGAUGAGCCGACACAGUCUAGUCAAGUCAGAAGGUCGAAACGGAAACAUAAGGAUUAAUAUAUUAUUAUGUUUAAUUCAUUACACAAGACUAUUUGGGACGGAUAAAUGCCGUGCAAAAACUAAAA
Messenger RNA from Wasmannia auropunctata (little fire ant), 1104 nucleotides. It is a transcript of the gene Nse1, whose product is annotated as non-structural maintenance of chromosomes element 1 homolog. Gene Ontology annotation, cellular component: Smc5-Smc6 complex; nucleus. The coding region runs from base 173 to 1036 and encodes 287 amino acids. NCBI's taxonomy places the organism in Eukaryota, Metazoa, Arthropoda, Insecta, Hymenoptera, Formicidae. Gene Ontology annotation, molecular function: ubiquitin-protein transferase activity. The record is from RefSeq and is a predicted model, not a curated record. Gene Ontology annotation, biological process: DNA damage tolerance; double-strand break repair via homologous recombination. The transcript is spliced from 7 exons.